Daphnia pulicaria is the source of this 765-nucleotide messenger RNA. RefSeq names its product platelet-derived growth factor receptor alpha-like. The record is from RefSeq and is a predicted model, not a curated record. Gene Ontology annotation, biological process: protein phosphorylation; multicellular organism development; positive regulation of kinase activity. Gene Ontology annotation, cellular component: signaling receptor complex. Gene Ontology annotation, molecular function: transmembrane receptor protein tyrosine kinase activity; ATP binding. The transcript is spliced from 4 exons. Bases 167 to 622 code for a protein of 151 amino acids. Lineage: Eukaryota; Metazoa; Arthropoda; Branchiopoda; Diplostraca; Daphniidae.
AACUCCUGUUGAAGGGUUCAUGGCAUUUCCCACAUUAGUUCUGGUCAACUCGAAUGGAAUGGCGGUGUUGGCAGUUGCGUAAUUCGCGUUUUUCUCUACAAUCAUCGUAUCGCUUACAAUUAGGCAACCGGUUUCAAAUGAUUUUACGGAAACUCUGUCUGGCGCAAUGGAAUUGGCCAACGUUGUAGCAGAAUUUCAACCAAGCGAUGUCACUCAUUUGCCCGAAUCGAAACCGACAAGCAAUUACGAAAUGGAUUCGUACGCGCCGACCUUAAAUCAAAUAAUCAAAACGAGCGACUUUAUUUCAUGGUCAUACCAAAUUGCUCGAGGCACGGAAUUCUUGACCAGCACAAAGGUUCUGCACGGCGAUUUGGCCGCCCGCAAUGUCCUUUUGGCCGAUCACGGAAUCGUCAAAGUGGCCGAUUUCGGAAUGUCAAGGCAAAUGAAUGAUUACAAUUACGAAAAAAAUGGAGUGGAAUUUAUGCCAGUCAAAUGGAUGGCCAUCCAAUCCCUGACGGAUAACAUUUUUUCCAGUCAAUCGGAUGUCUGGUCUUACGGGAUUGUCCUGUGGGAAAUCUUUUCCCUGGGCAAAAUGCCGUACCCAGGUGGGGGAAAUGAAUAAGUUGAAUGUUUAAAAUUAACCAAUUCCACACCAUUUUCCAGGAAUGGAAAAUGACUUUGCAAGAAGAGAAAUUCAAAAUGGAUACAGGAUGGAAAAACCGGAAUAUUCGCCCAAUUUCUUCAGAGAUAUGAUGAAAAGCUGUU